Homalodisca vitripennis (glassy-winged sharpshooter) is the source of this 2108-nucleotide messenger RNA. RefSeq names its product feeding circuit activating peptides-like. The record is from RefSeq and is a predicted model, not a curated record. The transcript has a single exon. The coding region runs from base 252 to 2009 and encodes 585 amino acids. Lineage: Eukaryota; Metazoa; Arthropoda; Insecta; Hemiptera; Cicadellidae.
GGAGCACGAUAGUGGAUGGUGCACUGCAUCCUGCCGAUGUUGGUGUUGGCGUUUCAGAAACAUUCGGGACCAUUCGAACAUUUCCCAAAAGUUCUAAAUAUUCGCAAACGUUACAAGACGACUACAAAAUUAUUCACUUUUUACUCUCCGCUAAGACUACCCCCAACCAUAAAGUUACUUUCAUUCCAAAGCCCCGACCAGUUAUUUUUCAUACUUUAAACGAUCCAAUACAAAAUAGGAAAUACUUAGUUAUGAAAAGAGAAAAGGGUAUACUCGAUGAAAAUGACUUAAAACAGUACGAUCAUAUCGAUCCUCUAGGUGGAGGGCAUUUACUAGGCAAGCGACAAGAACUGUUUGAUGUUAAAUCUGAUGAGUCCAAUGUGCUUAAACUGUCAGAUUUCUUUGGGGGAAGACAAAAGGGUUUUGACUAUCUUAGUGACGAUAACCUCAUAAAAGAACCUCCUGUUUAUUCAAGAUUUAUGGAUUCACUUGGUGGUGGCCAUCUGUUGAGUUCCAAAAAGAAUGUGGACUCUCUUGGAGGUGGUCAUCUCAUAAAAGGACAACCUGUGUAUUCAAGAUUUAUGGAUUCUCUAGGUGGUGGUCACCUAAUAAAAGAAUCCCCCGUUUAUUCAAGAUUUAUGGAUUCACUUGGAGGUGGCCAUCUUCUGAGUUCCAAAAAGAAUGUGGACUCUCUUGGAGGUGGUCAUCUCAUAAAAGAACAACCUGUGUAUUCUAGAUUUAUGGAUUCUCUAGGUGGUGGUCACCUCAUAAAAGAACUUCCCGUUUAUUCACGAUUUAUGGAUUCACUUGGUGGUGGCCAUCUGUUGGGCACUAAAAAGGAUUUGGACUCUCUUGGAGGUGGUCAUCUUAUAAAAGAACAACCUGUGUAUUCAAGAUUUAUGGAUUCUCUAGGUGGUGGUCACCUCAUAAAAGAACUUCCCGUGUAUUCACGAUUUAUGGAUUCACUUGGUGGUGGCCAUUUGUUGAGCACUAAAAAGGAUUUGGACUCUCUUGGUGGUGGUCACCUCAUAAAAGAUAUUCCUGUUUAUUCAAGGUUUAUGGAUUCACUUGGUGGCGGUCACUUGUUAGGCGCGACAAAGGAUUUAGAUUAUCUAGGUGGUGGCCAUCUCAUAAAAGAACCAUCUAUUUAUUCCAGAUUUAUUGAUUCACUUGGUGGUGGCUAUCUGUUGAACACUAAAAAGGAUUUGGACUCUCUUGGUGGUGGUCACCUUAUAAAAGAAACUCCUGUGUAUACAAGAGUAAUGGAUUCGCUUGGUGGUGGUCACCUCAUAAAAGACAUUCCUGUUUAUUCAAGGUUUAUGGAUUCACUUGGUGGUGGUCAUUUGUUGGGGUCGAAGAAGGAUUUAGAUUAUCUUGGUGGUGGUCACCUGAUAAAAGAACCAAUUAAGUAUUCAAGAUUUAUGGAUUCUCUAGGAGGUGGUCAUCUCAUACGGGAACCACUUUCAUACCCAGUAAUCAUGAAUUUACUUGAUGAAGAUCACAUAUUGAAUACGGUGAAUGAUUUGGAAAAUGACCUAAUCAAGGACCAAACUGUACGAUCUAGACCUACUACGACACCGACCAAAGAACUAUUUUUUAAUACUAAGACAGAUUUUGAUUACUUUUCUAAAACAUACCUUUCAAAAUAUCCGUUUGAUUAUCUUCGUCAGAUAUUUGAACCUAUUCGAACCAAUUCUCAAAAUACAAACCUUUGUACCAAUUGUCCUUAUGGAGGCUUACCAAUAAAUAAAGAAAGUAAACCAACAAAAACCGUAUCAUCAAACUCAAAUGUGUAUCAAGCCAAGGUAUUAAGUGUUAAAGUUACACCUAACAAAGAGCAGAUUAGUUCAGACCCUGUAUCGUAUUCAGAAAGUAAAAAACUCUCUUAUAGUUUUCCUUUGGAAGAAGAAAAUGUAGAAGUGUCACAAACUGAAGCACCUUUCACAGGCGUUAUUGAUGUAAAGAAUCUUGAUAUAUCUAAUCCAAUUACACAAGAACAUAAUCAGUGAAAAGGGUCAAAAUAUUAUCAAUUUUGACAGUGGAAUAGUGUAUGCUGCCUUAUUGUUUGUACAAAUCAUAAGAAAUUUAUAAUAAAGUACUUACUGAAA